Molecule: messenger RNA, 1600 nt
Organism: Amphimedon queenslandica
Lineage: Eukaryota; Metazoa; Porifera; Demospongiae; Haplosclerida; Niphatidae
Product: zinc transporter ZIP4-like
Exons: 9
Coding region: 22-1458 (478 amino acids)
Biological process (GO): intracellular monoatomic cation homeostasis; zinc ion import across plasma membrane
Cellular component (GO): plasma membrane
Molecular function (GO): zinc ion transmembrane transporter activity; monoatomic cation:bicarbonate symporter activity
Source: RefSeq, a predicted model, not a curated record
CUAGCUGGUGGUAGCGAUACAAUGAGACUACUCCUCCUCGUCGCAGUCUUUUCUCUGUUUGCAUGCGUUCUCUCUCAGACAAUAAACUCGUGUCCAACUGAGAGUGCUUUGAUUGGGAGAUUCAAUGAAGCCUCUCGCUCUUUGGAAGUUCGUGGCUGUGAUGGACAGAUAUGCAAUAUGGAAGACCAUCAUGAUGAUGAUCACGAUGACCAUGACGAUGAUCACGAUGAUCAUGAUGAUGAUCACCAUCGCAAACGUAGAGAUAGUCAUGAUCAUGGCGAUGAGGAUCAUCACGAUGAAAUGAACUGCACAACUUGUGGGACUGCCUAUAAUCUCACACGAAUGGUUAUCCUCUCAUUGGGUCUUACGACCGUCGACUGUCUAGAAGGCCACAAUCAUAAUACUGAUCCACCAAAGCCUAGCACUUCAGAAGCUUAUGGCUAUGGCUUCCUCAUGAUUACUUUUGUCUGUCUUUGCUCACUAAUGGGGAUUUUCCUGGUUCCUUUGAUAAACAGUAACUCCAAAAUAGGGAGACAAACAUAUGAAUAUGUUUAUGCAUUCAUGAUUGCUAUUGGGAUUUCAGCCUUGAUAUCUGAUGCCGUGUUGCACCUCAUCCCUCAUUCUUUUGGGCUCCAUGCCCAUGAGGAGGAAGGUGGGGCUCAUGACCAUGAAGCUGAAGAGGAGAAUAAGGACUUUAUUUGGAAAGGAUGUCUUGUUUUGCUAGGAGCAUAUUUAUUCUACCUGUUGGAGGUAGCACUACACGGUCUUGGUGACUAUUUAAAAAAAUCAAGUCCAGAUCGAAACUCAAGCUCUUCCUGCGCUAAUGGAGAUGGACACAGUAUCCCUGAAAUGAAGGAACUGAAGACAGAUAAGCUUAGCAGCAGUGAUGAACAAGAGUCAGAGCUAGUCAAUGAUGAAGAGAAGCCAAAAUCCAAACUCUCCUUUUUGAAGAGGAUCGAACCAGUGGCUUGGCUCAUUAUAGUUGGGGAUGCUCUCCAUAAUUUUGCUGAUGGCAUUGCCCUUGGUGCUGCCAUUGUACAGAGCUUGACACUUGGUGUCAGCACAAUGUUUGCAUUGAUAUUCCAUGAAGUACCACAUGAACUUGGUGAUUAUGUCAUUUUGAUCAAGUCUGGAUUUCACUGGGGUACCGCUCUUUUGGUUAACUUCUUUUCAUCUCUCACUGCAAUCCUUGGCUUCUUUAUUGGUGCAGCCAUAAGCUCUAACAGUGAUGAAGCCAAUGGCUAUAUACUUGCUAUAACUGCUGGACUCUUUUUUUACAUUGCACUCACUGACUUGCUCCCCGAGUUGAUUCAUGGUGCGAAAUAUGUCAAGUUCACCAAAACUGGUUGGAGGUGGGGCCUGAGGUUCUUCUUGACUAACUUGGGCUUUUUCAUUGCCUUUGCUGUUCUGCUUGUGCUGGCUGUGUAUGAAGAGGAUCUCAACGAACUGAUUGAGUGAUGAAAUGCUCUGAUGCUUAACAUUUCAGCCCCUUUUGCUACUCUACUAAAUAUUUUUUUCUAGCCCUAGGCCUUUCUAAUCCAUUAGUUUUUGUUAAGUCUUUGUAAUGCUAAAUGGAUGUAUACAUUUUCAGUAUUAUUAA